CUUGUAAAAGUAAAAUGAAACUACUGCUAGUAUCAUGUUCCUGCUAAAGAAAGUGAUUCAGAGAUAGUAUUUGUACUAAACCAAAAGAUGCCGCUCUUAACGGUACAGUUAAUGAUAAAGCAAUUUAAAAAAUAAAACAAACGUAAUUACUAAAGCUGCUGUAAUAACCAAGAAGCUAAAUUUUACUGCUAUUCAAAAUCGUCAACAAUAGAUUUUUUACGGCUGUAAUAGUUGAUAUAUUUGUAGAGAAUUGCACGUGCCAUGGCUAUUUAUCGACUCAAAGCGAGUGCGGGGUAGUCAGAAAUCAGUUCGAGACACGCAACUGAAGCGUGCACAUUUAGCCGUGUCGAGACCAACUUUCUGUAAAGUGCACGGGUCAUCCUACCAUAGACUAUGGUUUAUAUAUCUUAUCAUCUUAAUCAACCCACCGAAAUACCCGGUCAAAACACAAUAAAUCCCAACCGCGUCAAACCACGUGUCGAGUUUUACCUAGAAAAAUGAAAGUAGACCGGAGACUGACGAUAGCGUCCGGAGAAUUAGCAGAAUUGAUUGGCUGAAACAACCGGAUGUUGACAGACAGUAUUGAAACGAAGAGCAUUAGGACAAUUUAAUAAUUUUAAUUUCUAAUUCUACGGACAACAGCUUAUUUGGUGUUGCCUUGUGAUUUAUAACAACACAUACAAUUUGUACAAGAUACAGUUGAUUUAAUCAAAUUCAACAAAUAUUAAGUAGAAGAAAUGGAAGGUUAUGUUGUUGGACAAGUGGCAGCAGUGUUAUCCAAGUCUGGAGAAAAAACCCAAAUAGACUCUAAAUUAAAUGCUCUCUUUACAGUUAAACCAAAACCGAAGAAGAAAUUAUUAGAGGAGUCUUUAGAGGUGCCAGAUCCACCCUUAAAAAAGAAAAAAGAUAAGAAAAAUGAUUCUAGUUUAAAGACAGACACCAAUGCAAGGAAAAACAAUAACAAAGCAGGUGAACCAGAAAGUUUUAAAAAAAAUAAGACCACUGAAAAUAUUCAAGGUAUUGAUGAAGAGGCAACUGAAACUGUACAUUGGAGUAAAUUAACUGGUGCUGCUCGACGUGUAGCAUUGAAAACACAAAAACCGAAACACAACACUAGUAAAGAUCAUCGAACAAUAUUUAUAGGUAAUUUACCUAUACGAUUAGCUGAUAAAAUGAAAUUAAAGAAACUGUUCAGUAAAUAUGGUGCUAUUGAAAAUUUGCGAUUCAGAUGUCCACCAACUAAAGACAUGACAACAUCUAAAAGAGUAGCUAUGAUAAAGAAAGAGUUUCAUCCUGAGAAGAAAAAUAUGAUUGCUUUUGUGUGUUAUAAAGAAGAAUUUUCAGCUGAAAAGGCAUUACAAAUGAAUGGUAAAGAGGUUGAUGGAUACCAUCUACGAGUGGAUAUAUCCACAAAUAAUUCAAAGUCAAAUCACAAUAAAUCUGUUUUUGUAGGAAACCUUCCAUUUGAUGUUAACGAAGAAGAUAUCAGAAAAAUGUUUCAAGUGUGUGGAGAUAUAGAAAAUAUUCGAAUAAUUCGUGAUAAUAAAACUGGGUUUGGAAAAGGUUUCUGCUAUGUUGUAUUUAAGACUAAAGAUUGUGUAGAAUUGGCAUUAAAACUUGAUGGAAAUGUAUUAAAUAAAAGGGAGUUAAGAGUAAAAAGAUGUAUGAGAGAGAGACCAGAAAAACACAAAUCAGAAAAAUCACAGCAUGAUCAACCAUGGAAAAAAUCUAAACAGGUCGGAGGUUAUAACAAAUCAUCAAAUACUGUUAACAAAAGUAGUUUUCAGGGCAUGAAGGCCAAGAAGAGUCUCAAAGAUAAAAUGAAGAAGAAAAAAAUACCAAGGAAUUUGAAAAAUUCUGCACAAAACUUUAAAAAACAUGUUGGUGACAAACAUUUUAAAGAAAAUCGUCAUGAUUCUGGCAAUAAAAAGGUAUUUGAAGGCGAUAAAAAGAAUAAGAAAGCAACAACUACAUCAAAAGGACAAAGACAGAAAAAUAAAUAAUACAGAAAUUAUUAUUUUUUUUUUUGUCCCUAUUUUGUAUAUGAUAAUGUAUUAAAGUGUUAAGAUAUUC
Patella vulgata (common limpet) is the source of this 2073-nucleotide messenger RNA. Its product is annotated as RNA-binding protein 34. Gene Ontology annotation, molecular function: RNA binding. Bases 738 to 2003 code for a protein of 421 amino acids. The transcript has 12 exons. Lineage: Eukaryota; Metazoa; Mollusca; Gastropoda; Patellidae. The record is from RefSeq and is a predicted model, not a curated record.